GGAAGAGAGGAGCAUGGCAUGAGUCCCAUAUAUCAGCCAACACAUUCUCAGAGAACAAAGGAAAUGGGAAGGCCUUAUCCACCUUCUGCGGAGAUGUACGUCUUAAGCCUAUCUUUGCAGUGACUGAGAGACUGCUCCUGUCAAAACCUUUGCAUCAAGCAGUUUUGACUCAGCAACGUGGCUUCAAGACACAGCAGUCCAUCGAACGUGAAUCUCUAAGGCAAACCACAGUCGCUGACCGGUUGCGAGAUGGCCUGAAGUCCAGGCAGCGCUCCAGCAGGAAUAUCCAGCAGGAGGCAGAGAGUAAUGCAAAGUUAAAAGGUAUGCUGACAGAGGAAUCAUCUUCUGAGGUUCGCAAAAACAUGAAGGUGGCUUUUGCAGAGGGAUAUCUGGCAGCAGAACCUCAGAAGCAGCAGUCACGUACCAUGAGGUGGAUCAGGAACUUCCAACAAGUCCUGGCCAUUGUCGUGUUUAUUGCUAUUCUCUUCUCACUAAUGGGCGGUAUGGGAGGGUCCAUGUUCCGAAUGCAUGUAGGAAAUGGCAACGAGGUCCACCCAGAGGAAAUCAUUGUCUCCUUCAAGGAUGUCAGAGGGGUAGAAGAAGCCAAACAGGAAUUGCAAGAAAUUGUAGAGUUCCUGCGAAAUCCAGAGAAGUUUACUUCAUUGGGAGCUGAGUUGCCAAAGGGUGUACUGCUUGUGGGUCCUCCAGGCACAGGCAAGACACUUUUGGCUCGGGCAGUGGCAGGGGAGGCAGGAGUGCCUUUCUUUCAUGCAGCUGGCCCAGAAUUUGACGAGAUCCUAGUAGGCCAAGGGGCACGCAGAGUUAGGGAUCUCUUCCGUGCUGCUAAGAUGAGAACUCCAUGUGUCAUAUUCAUUGACGAAAUUGAUUCUGUUGGCGCCAAGCGAUCAAAUUCAGUGCUCCAUCCCUAUGCCAACCAGACAAUCAACCAGCUGCUUUCGGAAAUGGAUGGCUUCCACAAGAAUGAUGGUGUUAUUGUCCUGGGGGCCACCAAUAGACGAGAUGAUCUUGAUAAGGCCCUUAUGCGUCCAGGAAGAUUUGAUGUUGAGGUUCAGGUAUGAUGAGUCAAAUUGAUU
This is a messenger RNA of Penaeus vannamei (Pacific white shrimp), 1094 nucleotides long. Lineage: Eukaryota; Metazoa; Arthropoda; Malacostraca; Decapoda; Penaeidae. The record is from RefSeq and is a predicted model, not a curated record.